Mustela erminea (ermine) is the source of this 1123-nucleotide messenger RNA. Its product is annotated as sodium-dependent phosphate transport protein 4-like. Gene Ontology annotation, biological process: monoatomic anion transport; urate transport; transmembrane transport. Gene Ontology annotation, molecular function: voltage-gated monoatomic anion channel activity; urate transmembrane transporter activity; efflux transmembrane transporter activity. The record is from RefSeq and is a predicted model, not a curated record. NCBI's taxonomy places the organism in Eukaryota, Metazoa, Chordata, Mammalia, Carnivora, Mustelidae.
AUGGCCUGUGGUCUAAGCUUGUGCUCCACUCGCUAUGGGAUAGCCUUUACCAUGCACAUGUGCAACUUCAUAACGGCGGCACAGUGUACUGUCCUAAACAUCACCAUAGUAGCCAUGGUCAACAGCACGGACCAUCGCUUCCAGUUUAAUGACUCUACCGAGGGGCUGCCUGGUGACUUAUUUGGUGACCCGAAUAACGGCCCAGACAGUCUCCCUGCAGGGGUCCCUGUGUACAACUGGAGCCCUCAGAUUCAGGGCAUCAUCUUUAGUUCUCUCAGCUAUGGCCUGAUACCGAUGCUGUUUCUCAGUGGAUACCUUGCUGGAAGACUAGGAACAAAGAGAGUGGUUGGUGUUUCUUUGUUUGCAACCUCACUUUUCACUGUGUUCGCCCCUCUGGCGGCCGAACUGAGACUAGUUUCCUUCAUUGCAACUCGAAUUGGACAAAGCAUAGGCCAGGAAUCCAUAUUAGGGGGUCAGCAUGCGCUGUGGGAGAAAUGGGGUCCUCCACAUGAACGAAGUCGAAUCUGCUCCAUCAGUUUAUCAGAUUCCCUAGGAAAUUUCCCAUCUUCAGUGCUCCUUGUGGUUCUGCCCUACAUCACCCCCAGCUACAUCACGACAAACCUCUUGAUCCUCUCGUGUGGACUGAGCUCCUUCUGUCACUCAGGGAUCUAUAUCAAUGUCUUAGAUAUUGCUCCAAGACAUUCCAGUUUUCUUACAGGAGCCACAAGGGGAUUCAUAUUCAUAGCAGCAAUCCUGACACCAACUGUCAAUGGAUUUCUCCUCGAUCAGGACCCUGAAUUUCGGUGGAGAAAUGUCUUCUUGUUGUUAUUUGCCAUUAACCUAUCAGGACUGAUCACCUACCUUAUAUUUGGAGAAGCAGUUAUCCAAGACUGGGCUAAAGAGAGGAAACUCACUCGUUUAUGAAGUUAUCCUACCUUGCUAUGAUGGAAAGUUACUGGACACCUUCCUGCACAAAUGAGAAGACUUUGGUGUUAAAAAUAUCAACAGAAAGAAUUUCUUUUGUCUGGUUUUUUUCAAAUCUGAGAUCAGUUCUUUAUGUUAUUAAGCUUUCUUUCUGAGAAAAAUGUAAGAAGAAUGAAAAUUCCAAUAAAGUGACAGCCAA